GAGGUUAGAAAUGACAUGUGUGUGCUGCAAAAGGGGCUUGCAAAAAAUAUUAAAAAUAUUGCUUAAUUUAUGGCUCUCAUACUUUUAUUUGGUAACUAGUUAUUUUUUGAGUGCAAUUGAUCAUGGUGCGUACAUAUACUAGGAAGUAUACAAAUUCCAGAAAUGGCAAAUCUUUUUUACCUUACCAAAAUUACUCAGCGGAAAAUUUACAAGUAGCAAUAGAGAGUGUAAAAGAAGGAAGAAUGAGUCUUACCGAUGCCGCAGACACUUUUGGUGUGCCAAAGAGUACCUUAAGUAGAAAGACAAGAAAUAUUAACUGUACGCAAGAGACAGCAGGCCAUCCAACAUUAUUUACGCCUGAAGAAGAGAAAGUCUUCAUUAAAUUUGUUUUAAUAGUAGGGGAAUGGGGGUUUCCGUUUGAUACCACAGAUCUUCGUGUAUUUGCCAAGAAAUAUCUCGACAGACUUGGAAAAAAUGUGUAUAAUCUAAAAGAUAAUAUGCCAGGUUAUGAUUGGGCCAGAAACUUUCUUCAAAGACAUAGAUUACAAAUUUCAAACCGUAAAUCUGCACAUAUUUCCAGUGACCGAGCCAGAUUUAGGUCAGAUGAUAUUGAUGCCUUUUUUGAGAAUUAUGUUAAUACGGUUGAGGGUGUUCCUGCAGCGCACAUCAUUAACUAUGAUGAAACGAAUUUAACAGAUGAUCCCGGCAAUAAAAAAUAUAUUUAUAAAAGAGGAUGCAAGUAUCCAGAGCGGAUCAUAAAUAGCUCGAAAACGGCAAUUUCGCUCAUGUUUUCGGGCACUGCAUCAGGACAUCUCUUACCUAUUUACGUUGUCUACAAAUCGGAAAAUCUUUGGGAUACGUGGAUGGAGGGAGGACCAGAAGGGACGAGAUAUAAUCGUUCCAAGAGCGGAUGGUUUGAUUCAACCUGCUUCGAAGAUUGGUUUCAUACCAUUAUAGUUCCCUAUUUUCGUAAUAAGCCUGGACGGAAGGUGUUGAUAGGUGAUAAUUUAUCAUCACACUUUUCGGAAAGUGUAAUAAAAACUUGUGAGACAUUGAAUAUUGCAUUUGUAUGUCUGCCACCUAAAACAACACAUUUAUUACAACCUCUGGACGUCGCGUUUUUUGCUCCUUUGAAGGUAUACUGGAGAGAUAUUCUUACCAAAUGGAAAAUUACCGAGGGAAGACAUCACAAAACCUUAAUUAAGAGUGCAUUUCCUAAAUUGUUGAAAAAACUUAAAAAUAAAUUAAUCGAAAAUGAUGCCGAAUCCAGAAAUUUAAUAGCAGGUUUUAAUAAAUCCGGACUUUACCCUGUUGAUCCUAAUCGUCCCAAAUCUCGAUUACCCCAAUCUCAUGUUCCAAGGUCCGAGGAAGAAAUAGAGACAAGUAGUACUUCAGUUAUAAAGGAUAUGUUGAUGGAAUUGCGAUGUCCCGAUGAGCCGACGGGAAUGAGACGGAAAAAGAGAUUUGUGGUUGAACCGGGAAAGAGCGUAUCUUCCGACGAUUUAGUACAAAAUCAGUCAAAAACAAGUGCAAGAUUAAAGGUGUCCGGAAAAAGAAAAGAAUUAAAGAAGUCUACUUCAAACAUCCUAUCAGACCCAUUUAUUGAUUCAGUUCCAGGUCCUUCUGGACUACAUCAAAUAAGGAGCAAUAAAAAUCAUGAUAGUGAUAAUUCCGAUGAUCAAAUUGCGUCUGUUCUUAUGCCUAAGUCAAAACUAACAUCCUACAAGGGCAUGGGAAAAGGGAUCGGUAAAAAAACAAAACCUUGUAAAAUAUUGAUUAAUAAGAAGCAACAAAGUGAGAAUGUAACAGAAACAGCUCUAAAUGAUACAUUAGUUAACUCUGGUUCAUUAUUACAGUCAUCUCUCCAAAAUCCCGAAAGCCUCAAAAAUUUAUGUAUCAGAUGGGUCAAUACUCACUUAAUUCAAAACAAUGAACUAUCCGGACAAAGAUCAUUUAUUCAAAAUUUGUACGAAACCAAAAACUAUGAAGCUAACGUGCCAUUUAUAGGUGAAUUACCAGAAUGCCUACUAAAUAGCAGACCCACUACUAGAUCUAAACCUAUAAUUACAUCAGAAGUUAUUUUUGAAGCAGGAUCUUCCCAAAAUAUUCGUAAUCGUAAGAAAAUAAACGCUAUACUACAAAAAGAAAAUGUUGAAAUUACGCAGUUUGCUUUAAAUAUGAAAUUAAAUAUAGAAAAUAAAGAACAAGUAACUGAAAAAAGAAAAGUCGUAGAAGAAAUUACACAAGAAAGUAAAGAAUUAAAAGAAAUAAUAGAUAAUGUGAAACCUAAGAAAAAAAUAAAAAGUGAGACAGCUACUAAAGUGAAAAAAAGGACGCAGAAACACAUUUCUCGAAAACAAAAAUGGAGGAGAUCUAGUAGUGAUUCCAGCUCAUCUGAGAUUAUAAUGUGUAUGGCUGAUUCUGAUGAUUCAGAAUAUGAAACAAUGGAUGAUUUAAUCACGGAAUUUUACGAAGAAGAACAAGAAAAUAUAGAACCAUCAAUUCCCUUUGGCUUUUCUGAAAUUGAAUUUUUUACAGAGGAUAAUAAUACAUUAAAAAUUGAUUCCUGGAUUUUAGCAAAAUUUGCUACAAAAAAGAGCGUUAAACAUUUCGUAGGAAAGAUAAUAUUAAUAAAAAACAACAUUCCUGAUGUCAAAUUUGUGAGAAAAGUAAAGGAAUCAAAAUUUAACAGAGGAUCGGUGUUUACUUAUCCUACAGUAGAUGACAUUUGUACCAUGAGACAUUUGGAUGAUAUUGUUCUAGUAUUACCAGAGCCCAACAUCUCUCGGCGAGGACAAAUCAUAUUUGAUAUUGAUUUGAGUAAUUACAACGUACAAUAGGUUUAACUGUUUUGACUUAUGGUAUUUUAAAUUUUAUUUUCGAAGUCUUUAGACUGACUAUGAUUAAGACUGAUUUAAUGUUAUGAUUAUAAUUAAGGAAGUAUCAAUGCCAAAUAUUGUGCCUUAUUUUUUGUUAAAUGUUUA
Molecule: messenger RNA, 2984 nt
Organism: Plodia interpunctella (Indianmeal moth)
Lineage: Eukaryota; Metazoa; Arthropoda; Insecta; Lepidoptera; Pyralidae
Exons: 2
Coding region: 123-2840 (905 amino acids)
Cellular component (GO): nucleus
Molecular function (GO): DNA binding
Source: RefSeq, a predicted model, not a curated record